AUGACUUCCGAGCCAUCAGCAUUUACGAGGAAACCCCAAGAUUCAAUCAGAAUGCAUCGACAGCAAGCAGAGGUGCUUCGUCGUAUGAUGCAGUCGGUCUCAAAUUUACACGAGUACACAGCGAACUCGAACCCAGACGAUACGACUUAUCAAGGUGUUGUACGAGAAGACUUUGGAAAAUUUUGGGCUGUACGACCUCCAGUUCCAAUCUUGCAUGCGAUACUAGGCACGACCAAGAUCGGGGAGUUGAGAAAAGAUGAUCGAGGAUCCGACAACAUGGCCCCUCCACCCUCCUCAGACAAACCAUCCAGCACUCGCUCAAGUCAACAAAAUUUUGUGGACUUGAAGGUUUACGUUCCCUGUGUCGAAAUCAAUGGUCGCUCCUACAUCAGUCACAAUGGAGAGAUCUUCGGUCCUGCUCAACAAGCCAUCGGCCGCCAGUCCCGUGUCCACCACGAGCAGCUGUAUCAGGAAGACUUUUCUGACUCUCUCGACUUCCGCGGCAUGAAUGACAGCAAUGACGUUGCCCAAGAAGAAAUCAAGUAUCACCAUUCCCCAGCAGUCACUCUUUCUGGCGAUAACAACACCACAAAAAAUUUCGACGGAUCAUAUCAGCACACCGUUGAGUCCGCUGCUUCUUCCAUACCCCAUUACAAGCCUGCCACAUCCAAGAAAAGAUUCAUCGAUUCGUGCCCUGUCCAAGAACAAUCAUCCACUGCAACAGAUCUCACGAAGCCUAAGAAAAGACGCAUCAACUCGCCAGACAUAGAACAAAAGACAACGAACAGAUCAUCCCAUCACGUCGCUAGCAAGUGUUCGGGUGCCGGUCUCAACAAAAACGGAUGA
Molecule: messenger RNA, 846 nt
Organism: Aureobasidium melanogenum CBS 110374
Lineage: Eukaryota; Fungi; Ascomycota; Dothideomycetes; Dothideales; Saccotheciaceae
Exons: 3
Coding region: 1-846 (281 amino acids)
Source: RefSeq, a predicted model, not a curated record